This is a messenger RNA of Scomber scombrus (Atlantic mackerel), 1151 nucleotides long. RefSeq lists its product as uncharacterized. The transcript has 6 exons. The record is from RefSeq and is a predicted model, not a curated record. Lineage: Eukaryota; Metazoa; Chordata; Actinopteri; Scombriformes; Scombridae. The coding region runs from base 66 to 887 and encodes 273 amino acids.
GCUGCUGUUUGAAACAUAACAAGGUUCAAAAGUUAAAGUGACAUAAAGAAGGUAAAGAAGUAAGGAUGGCAGUUUGGGACAAACAGAUUCCCUGGAUCUUUAUGAUGCUUCUGGCUGGUGCUGCUGGUGCAGCUGUAAACUAUCCAGGUUCUGUUUGUGCUGUAAGAGGAUCGACUGUCAUCCUGCCCUGCACCUUCACACCACGGAGGUCUUUCACUCAGAAUGGUAGAGAAGUUCCACUGAAGAUCAUCAGAGUCCGCUGGUGUGUGAAUCAUCUUAUUUGUCAUGACACCACCCCAUCUGUGUAUGACAGCUCAUCACCAACAGCCAACCCUCGUUACAAAUACCUGGGAGACAUGACUGGAAACUGCACUUUACAGAUCAGUAAUAUUCAGAUGAAUGACAGCACAACCUUCCGCUUCAGGAUGGAAGCUGACGACAGAGCAGGACAUUUUAUUGACCAGUCAGGAGUGAACUUCACAGUUACUGAAGUGCCUGAAAUGAUAAUUCAGAGCUCCAGAGAUGCCGGAGAGCUGAGCUGUACAUCAGUCUGCAGCUUCCACCAGCUGGAGGUCAGCUGGUUUAAAGAUGGAAACGCCCUCCCACAGUCUGGCCCCGCCCUCCAGCUCGGCCCGCUGACUGCAAAGGAUUCUGGGAACUACACCUGUGCUCUGAAAGCUGAUGAGAGAACAACCUCCCUGCCGUUCACUGUGCGUGUGGAGAAGGACGAUGAAGGCCUGAAUCAUGACACAUGGGACAAACGGAUGAUAGUUCGUGUGGUUCUGUUCACGCUGCACCCUUUGCUCAUCGUCAUAGUGACAGCUGUCAUCAUCAAAAGAACAUGUCUUUGCAAGAGAACUGAAAGUCAUGUGACAGGAGAACCAUAAUUGACCACUAGAUGGCAAUGUACCAACAAGUGAUCACGUGACUGAAACUAGACUUUCUUCAGUCUAAACUUCCUUACUUCUGAGCACAUAUGUUAAACAGUAAUCAAUGAUCUAAUAUUCUUUAGUAAACAGUUCAUAUUGUUGAAAUGCUUGCACAUACAAUCUUAUUUAAAAGAAACUGAAAGGAGAAUUUACAUGUUGAUUUAUUUACAGUUAAUAUUUGUAGUAAUAUAAAAAAGUUAAUUGUUUGAUUCUUUUAGUUUA